Messenger RNA from Mesorhabditis belari, 420 nucleotides. NCBI's taxonomy places the organism in Eukaryota, Metazoa, Nematoda, Chromadorea, Rhabditida, Rhabditidae. The record is from the annotation of a GenBank genome assembly.
AUGUUCUCGCUUAUUCCUGUCACGAUUUGUCUUCUCGGUUGGGUUUCGGCGCAAACGAUCACCCCAAGCCUGCAAACGAUCACCCCAAGCCUGCAAACGAUCGCCCCAACGUCGGGCGCGGAUUCGUGUCUAAUGUGCGAAUUUGUCGUCAUGCAGGCUGAAUCACACUAUCAUCGAAAAGAUAGCAAGAAAGAUGUGCAAAAGGAAUUGCUUGACGACUGUAAAUCUCUGAAACGAUUCUAUGGGGACGCUUCAGUCGAGUACUGUAAAGGCUGGGUUUAUGAAAACAUCGACGUUCUUUACAGUGAUAUCCAAGCAGGAAAGCCUGCUGAUCAAAUUUGCCAAGAGCUAGGCCAGUGUGGAGGAACUGCAGAGGCGACUUGGAUCCACUUCAAAAACAAAGAAAAACUGAUCACUGUA